AUGGCUCUCUCCACGUCAAGUGCCGGCAGCAAUUUGGAAACUUUUUCCAACCUGGAGAAAUUGCCAGAUCAAACAGAAGACAUCGAUGCCGCGGACACUUCGACAGAAGAGGAGUCCCCUAGGACCCAAACAACAUGGCACAUGGCCGACGAACUGCAAGCCUUGAAAGAGCGAGACCAGCAGAAUGGCGAGAAAGCUCGGAAACUUGGAGUCACUUGGCAGAACCUCACUGUCAAAGGUGUCAGCAGCGACGCUACAUUCAACGAGAAUGUCCUCUCACAAUUCAACCUCUUCGGAAAUCGCGGUAGCAAAUCUCCCAUGAAAACAAUACUCGACAACUCUUAUGGCUGUGUUAAGCCCGGAGAGAUGCUGCUCGUCCUCGGCCGCCCCGGAUCAGGGUGCACAACAUUGCUCAAUGUGCUCUCGAACAACCGUCAUGGUUAUGCAGAUGUUAACGGUGACGUUGCCUUUGGAACCAUGUCUGCUGAGGAAGCCAAGCAAUAUCGUGGUCAGAUUAUCAUGAACUCGGAAGAGGAAAUCUUCUUCCCGACAUUGACUGUCGGCGAGACCAUCGAUUUUGCUGCCCGUAUGAAGGUCCCAUCCCAACUACCGCCAGGGAUCAAGUCGGCGGAGGAGUACGCUGAACUCAAUAAGGAAUUCCUUUUACGGUCAGUGGGUAUCUCACACACUGAAUCUACCAAAGUGGGAGACGCAUUCACCCGAGGAGUCUCUGGAGGAGAGAGGAAACGCGUUUCCAUCCUUGAGUGCUUGACAACUCGAGCAAGCAUCUUCUGCUGGGACAACCCCACACGAGGUCUCGAUGCUAGCACAGCUCUAGAGUGGACUAAGGCAAUGAGAACGAUGACUGACGUCUUUGGACUCACCACUAUCGUCACCCUGUACCAGGCAGGAAACGGCAUCUACGAUAAUUUUGACAAGGUCCUCGUCCUUGAUGAGGGAAAGCAGAUCUUCUAUGGUCCACAACGGAAUGCAGUGCCUUUCAUGGAAAACCUUGGCUUCAGGCGAGACUCUGGUUCUAACCGGGCAGAUUUCCUGACUGGCGUGACCGUUCCAACCGAGCGCAUCAUUGCACCAGGCUAUGAAAACAAAUUCCCCGGGACUUCUGAAGCAAUUCGUGCUGCCUACGAAUCAUCCUCUUCCAAAUCUGAAAUGCAGGCCGAAUGCUCCUAUCCACAAAGCAAAGAGGCUGCGGAGAACACGGCUAUUUUCAAGGAGAUGGUGGCUCGGGAAAAGCAUAAGGGAGUUCGCGAGAAGUCGCCUGUCACCACAGACUUCCUUUCUCAGGUCAAAGCCUCGGUCACUCGGCAAUACCAAAUCAUGUGGGGCGAUAAAGCAACGCUCGCCAUGAAGCAAGGCGCUACAGUCAUCCAAGCUCUGCUAGGCGGAUCGCUUUUCUACAAUGCCCCGGAUAACUCCGUUGGUCUGUUUCUCAAGGGUGGUGCUCUGUUCUUCUCCAUCCUGUAUAACGCCCUCAUUGCCCUCUCGGAGGUCACCGACUCGUUUACUGGCAGACCUAUUCUAGCCAAGCAUCGUUCAUUUGCUCUGUAUCAUCCGGCAGCCAUCUGUAUUUCUCAGAUCGUCGCAGACUUUCCCAUCCUACUGUUCCAAGUGUCGCACUUCGGCCUCGUUCUCUAUUUUAUGGUUGGGUUGAACCGCACUGCCGAAGCCUUUUUCACCUACUGGAUCACCAAUUUCAUGACGGCCAUGUCCAUGACGGCCCUCUUUCGACUAAUUGGCGCCGCUUUCCCCACAUUUGACGCCGCAACCAAAGUCUCCGGUCUGACAAUUGUUGCAUGUUUCGUCUACACGGGUUAUAUGAUUAUCAAGCCCGAGAUGCAUCCAUGGUUUGGAUGGCUCUUUUGGAUCAACCCUAUGGCGUAUGGGUUCGAAGCUCUUCUGGGUAACGAGUUUCAUUCGUCAAUCAUUCCCUGCGUUGGACCAAACCUCAUACCAAACGGCCCUGGUUAUACCGAUGGGGAAGGCGGCCAAUCAUGUGCUGGUGUUGGCGGCGCUUUACCUGGUGCAACAACUGUCACCGGGCGUGAGUAUCUCGCAUCCAUGUCGUUCAGCCAUAGCCAUGUCUGGCGCAACUUCGGCAUCAUCUGCGCGUGGUGGGUGCUAUUCGUUGCUCUUACCAUCUUCUUCACAUCCCGGUGGAAAUUACCCGGGGAGGGUGCUCGCAGCCUACUCGUUCCCCGGGAGCAGCAAUAUAAGUCGAAGCAUCUGCUUCUCGGCGAUGAGGAAUCACAGGUGUCCACAAAGACUCUGCCAGACUCUGGAGCAACCACUCCACGAGAGACCCUCGGAAAGGAACUCAACGACAACCGAAGCAUCUUCACCUGGAAGAAUCUUACCUAUACUGUCAAAACAUCUUCCGGAGAUCGAGUUCUCCUUGACAAUGUGCAAGGAUACGUGAAGCCAGGAAUGCUCGGUGCGCUUAUGGGCUCUUCUGGUGCUGGCAAGACCACUCUGCUGGACGUUCUUGCCCAGCGCAAGACUGACGGAACUAUCCACGGAUCGGUGUUGGUUGACGGUCGACCCAUUCCAAUUUCUUUUCAACGCUCCGCUGGGUAUGUCGAACAGUUAGACGUGCACGAGUCUUUGGCAACCGUGCGCGAGGCUCUCGAGUUCUCCGCUCUUCUACGCCAGCCCCGCGACACACCUACUGAUGAGAAAUUACGCUAUGUGGACACAAUAAUCGACCUCCUCGAGCUGCGGGACCUCGAGUUCACGCUUGUUGGUCGUCCGGGUGCUGGUUUGUCCGUUGAGCAGCGCAAGCGUCUUACUAUUGCGGUCGAGCUAGUCGCAAAGCCUAGCAUUCUCAUCUUCCUAGAUGAACCUACGUCUGGCCUGGACGGCCAGGCCGCAUUCAAUAUCGUCCGCUUUCUACGGAAACUUGCCGAGGCCGGACAAUCCGUUUUGGUUACCAUCCACCAGCCGUCGGCCCAACUUUUCGCGCAAUUCAAUACACUCCUCUUGCUCGCCAAGGGUGGGAAAACGGUUUACUUUGGCGAUAUCGGAGAUAACGCGAGCACUGUCAAGGCCUAUUUUGCCCGGCAUGGAGCACCCUGUCCGCCGGAAGCCAACCCAGCUGAGCAUAUGAUUGACGUGGUAUCGGGUGCGGCCUCUGAAAGUGUCGACUGGAACAAAGUUUGGCUGGAGUCGCCGGAGCACGACCAGCUCACCACUGAGCUAGAUGCCAUGGCUACGGAAGCGGCUGCUAGACCGUCAGGAACUGUUGAUGACGGACACGAGUUUGCAGCUUCGAUCUGGACUCAGGUCAAGCUCGUAACACACCGCAUGAACGUUUCACUGUUCCGAAACACAGAAUACAUCGACAAUAAAUUCGCCCUACAUAUAAGCCUAGCGCUACUCAAUGGCUUCUCAUUCUGGAUGAUUGGGGAUCGCCUCACAGAUCUACAGAAAAAUCUGUUCACUGUCUUCAAUUUCAUUUUCGUGGCGCCCGGAGUGAUCUCCCAACUGCAGCCUCUUUUCAUCGACCGCCGCGAUAUCUACGAGACGCGUGAGAAGAAAAGCAAGAUGUAUCACUGGGCUCCCUUCGUUGCGGGUCUUAUCAUCUCGGAGAUACCGUACCUCAUCGUCUGCGCCUUGCUCUAUUAUGUUUGUUGGUAUUUUACUUGCGGACUACCUACCGCGCCCGGAAAUGCCGGCAGUGUCUUCUUUGUUGUAAUGUACGAGUGCCUUUACACGGGUAUCGGUCAGAUGAUUGCCGCCUACGCUCCUAAUGCGGUCUUCGCGUCGCUUGUCAACCCGCUCGUUAUCACGACCCUUGUCUCAUUUUGUGGUGUCAUGGUGCCAUACAGCCAGAUUGAACCGUUUUGGAAAUAUUGGAUGUACUAUAUCGACCCUUUCAACUAUCUCAUGAGCUCCCUACUUGUCUUUACCACAUGGUCCAAGCCCGUCACUUGUACUCCUGAUGAGAUCGCCUUGUUCGACCCACCAGUCAAUCAAACCUGUGGUGAAUACCUUGCUACCUACCAGCAAGGCAUGGGGGUAGGAACAAAUCUGCUCAACCCGAGCGCGAAUGCCGAUUGCCGCGUUUGCCAGUAUACCACCGGUGGAGACUACCUCAAGACUUUGAACCUCGCAGAGGAGUACUUUGGGUGGAGAAAUGCCGGCCUUGUUGUUGUUUUUGUACUUGGUAUCUACGGAUUGGUGUUCUUGAUGAUGAAGUUGAGAACGAAGGCUACCAAGAAGGCCGAGAACUGA
Molecule: messenger RNA, 4251 nt
Organism: Penicillium egyptiacum
Lineage: Eukaryota; Fungi; Ascomycota; Eurotiomycetes; Eurotiales; Aspergillaceae
Source: the annotation of a GenBank genome assembly